AGGAGGAGUAGGGGAGGGAGGCCAGAAGCCAGAGCAGCCGGGCAGCCCCGGAUGAGCCCCGAGCAAGUUGCCUCGGGAGCCCUAAUCCUCUCCCGCGGGCUCGCCGAGCGGUCAGUGGCUCACAGCGGCGGCGAGGCUGAAAUAUGAUAAUCAGAACAGCUGCGCCGCGCGCCUCGCAGCCAAUGGGCGCGGCGCUCGCCUGACGUCCCCGCGCGCUGCGUCAGACCAAUGGCGAUGGAGCUGAGUUGGAGCAGAGAAGUUUGAGUAAGAGAUAAGGAAGAGAGGUGCCCGAGCCGCACCGAGUCUGCCGCCGCCGCAGCGCCUCCGCUCCGUCAGCUCCGCCGGCUUAAAUUGGACUCCUGGAUCCAAGAGGGCGCGGUGCAGCCGGGCAGCGGCUCUCUCAGCGUUGGCAACCCCCGGGGCCACUAUUUCCCACUUAGCCACAGCUCCAGCAUCCUCUCUGUGGGCUGUUCACCAACUGUACAACCACCAUUUCACUGUGGACAUUACUCCCUCUUACAGAUAUGGGAGACAUGGGAGAUCCACCAAAAAAAAAACGUCUGAUUUCCCUAUGUGUUGGUUGCGGCAAUCAAAUUCACGAUCAGUAUAUUCUGAGGGUUUCUCCGGAUUUGGAAUGGCAUGCGGCAUGUUUGAAAUGUGCGGAGUGUAAUCAGUAUUUGGACGAGAGCUGUACGUGCUUUGUUAGAGAUGGGAAAACCUACUGUAAAAGAGAUUAUAUCAGGUUGUACGGGAUCAAAUGCGCCAAGUGCAGCAUCGGCUUCAGCAAGAACGACUUCGUGAUGCGCGCCCGUUCCAAGGUGUACCACAUCGAGUGUUUCCGCUGCGUGGCCUGCAGCCGCCAGCUCAUCCCCGGGGACGAGUUCGCGCUGCGGGAGGACGGGCUCUUCUGCCGCGCAGACCAUGACGUGGUGGAGAGAGCCAGCCUGGGCGCCGGCGACCCACUCAGCCCUCUGCAUCCGGCGCGGCCGCUGCAAAUGGCAGCCGAGCCCAUCUCCGCCCGGCAGCCGGCCCUGCGGCCCCACGUCCAUAAGCAGCCAGAGAAGACCACCCGCGUGCGGACUGUGCUGAACGAGAAGCAGCUGCACACCUUGCGGACCUGCUACGCCGCCAACCCAAGGCCUGACGCGCUUAUGAAGGAGCAACUAGUGGAGAUGACUGGCCUCAGCCCGCGCGUGAUCCGGGUCUGGUUUCAGAACAAGCGGUGCAAGGACAAGAAGCGGAGCAUCAUGAUGAAGCAGCUCCAGCAGCAGCAGCCCAAUGACAAAACUAAUAUCCAGGGUAUGACAGGAACUCCCAUGGUGGCUGCCAGUCCAGAGAGACACGACGGUGGCUUACAGGCAAACCCAGUGGAGGUGCAAAGUUACCAGCCACCUUGGAAAGUACUGAGUGACUUCGCCUUGCAGAGUGACAUAGAUCAGCCUGCUUUUCAGCAACUGGUAAAUUUUUCAGAAGGAGGACCGGGCUCUAAUUCCACUGGCAGUGAAGUGGCGUCGAUGUCCUCUCAGCUCCCAGAUACACCUAACAGCAUGGUAGCCAGUCCUAUUGAGGCAUGAGGAACAUUCAUUCAGAUGUAUUUUUUUUCCCUGUUGGAGAAAGUGGGAAAUUAUAAUGUUGAACUCCAAAACAAAAGUAUUUAACGACCCUGUCAAUGAAAACUGAAUUGAGAAAUGAAUGCUCCAUGAAAUGCACGAAGUCUGUUUUAAUGACAAGGUGAUAUGGUAGCAACACUGUGAAGACAAUCAUGGGAUUUUACUAGAAUUAAACAACAAACAAAAUCCAAACCCAACAUACGCUAUCCAAUGACCUUAGGAGGACUGAAAAAAAAAAAAAAAAAAGACGUUUUUAAAACGUAGAGGAUUAUAUUCAAGGAUCUCAAAAAAAGCAUUUUUCAUUUCACUACACAUCUAGAGAAAAGCAGAAACAGAUUUUCUAGUCCAUCCUAUUCUGAAUGGUGCUGUUUCUAUAUUGGUCAUUGCCUUGCCAAACAGGAGCUCCAGCAAACGAGCAGGAAGAGAAACUGGCCUCCUUGGCUGAAAGGGUCUUUUCAGGAAGGUGGAGCUGCGUUGGUUUGCGAUGUUUUUAGUUGACUUUAACAAGGGAUUAAUUGACAUCCUGGGUUUCUUAGCAUGUCCUGUAGCUGGUUUCGUUUUUUUUCUUUUUGCCCCUUCCCCCUCCUUUUUUUUGAGAUCCAUCCUCUAUCAAGAAGUCUGAAGCGACUUUAAAGGUUUUUGAAUUCAGAUUUAAAAACCAACUUAUAAAGCAUUGCAACAAGGUUACCUCUAUUUUGUCACAAGCGUCUCGGGAUUGUGUUUGACUUGUGUCUGUCCAAGAACUUUUCCCCCAAAGAUGUGUAUAGUUAUUGGUUAAAAUGACUGUUUCUCUCUGGAAAUAAAGAGGAAAAAAAGGAAACCUUUUUUUUUUUUUUGUUUGCUCUUGCAUUGCAAAAAUUAUAAAGUAAUUUAUUAUUUAUUGUCGGAAGACUUGCCACUUUUCAUGUCACUUGACAUUUUUUGUUUGCUGAAGUAAAAAAAAAAAAGAAAGAUAAAGGUUGUACCGUGGUCUUUGAAUUAUAUGUCUAAUUCUAUGUGUUUUGUCUUUUUUCUUAAAUAUUAUGUGAAAUCAAAGCGCCAUAUGUAGGAUUAUAUCUUCAGGACUAUUUCACUAAUAAACGUUUGGCAUAGAUAAAUAAAUAAA
This is a messenger RNA of Pteropus alecto (black flying fox), 2715 nucleotides long. RefSeq names its product ISL LIM homeobox 1 (gene ISL1). Gene Ontology annotation, molecular function: cis-regulatory region sequence-specific DNA binding; DNA-binding transcription factor activity, RNA polymerase II-specific. The record is from RefSeq and is a predicted model, not a curated record. Gene Ontology annotation, cellular component: nucleus. The transcript has 6 exons. Lineage: Eukaryota; Metazoa; Chordata; Mammalia; Chiroptera; Pteropodidae. The coding region runs from base 525 to 1574 and encodes 349 amino acids. Gene Ontology annotation, biological process: axonogenesis; positive regulation of transcription by RNA polymerase II; neuron fate specification.